CCGGGAGGCGCGGCUUAAAAGCGAGGGAUUUCCUUCACGUCUGCUGUGAAAAAGUCAUUUGUGAGGCGGUGAGGUGACCUCUGUGCACGCGGGCGACGUGACGAUUUAAAGCCAGAUGUGUCUCCCUCAUGGACAGUCUAACCUGGCUGAAUUAUUCCCUGCAUCAGACUGCCCGCCUGGGGCUGGAGGUUCUGGAGAGGGCCUCCAAGAGGAUGGACUGGACUGUCACGCCUCGCAAGCACACUACCAACCCCGAGGAGGAGGAUGAACGGGUGGUAUACACCAAAAACUCAUUGGCAGCACUGCAGGAGGCCUUCUCCUCUAUUACUGACUUAAUGGCAGAGACCAACAUUCAAUGCAAAAAGUACUACGACUCAAUGGGAUGCACUCAUGGUCCCGACAUCGAGAAGAAACACGGGCCUCGCUACCAUAAGCAUAUCCCUACGACCAGCAAUUUGUCCCCUCGGGGACACCAGCAAGAUGGCAGUCAAGUUGAACCAAAUGACUUCUAUGUGGUGGUGCCUGCCGGAUCAUACACCAUCAGCGCGGACCAGCCCGGACAUCAGCAGCAAACAAAGAUGAUCGACCUCAAAGCUGGCGACACAGUCAGCAUCACAUUUAACUUCUAAAUUCUGUGUAUGUGUGUUACUACAUGAAUCUCAACAUUUAUUUUUGUAUGGAAAAGCAUCUCUAUUUUUUAAUACAGCAUGUUUGUAUUGACUCA
This is a messenger RNA of Corythoichthys intestinalis (scribbled pipefish), 724 nucleotides long. Its product is annotated as A-kinase-interacting protein 1-like. Gene Ontology annotation, cellular component: nucleoplasm. Bases 129 to 629 code for a protein of 166 amino acids. The record is from RefSeq and is a predicted model, not a curated record. Gene Ontology annotation, biological process: regulation of non-canonical NF-kappaB signal transduction. The transcript is spliced from 5 exons. NCBI's taxonomy places the organism in Eukaryota, Metazoa, Chordata, Actinopteri, Syngnathiformes, Syngnathidae.